AAGAAAUCCGACUCUGCAAGAAUACUGACAGACCUUGCACCAGUCAUCAUGACACCCAAGAUGGUCUCCGCAACCGCCGCCGCGUCCUCGCGACCACGCACCAUCACCGCGGGGUCGCGCAUGGACUUUGCCACCAUAGGCCGCGCACCCAUGCGCCUCUCGCUCGCCAACACGCGCAGGGUCACGGCGCGCGACCUCGAGGUCGAGGAGGCCAUGGCGGAGCUGUUGGAGGCGGAGGUGCCCGAGCCGGCCGGGGUCGCGCAGGACGUCAGCCUGCUGCGCGGAUUCAACGCGACGAUCCCGAGCGCGGAGAAGAACCGGACGCGGAGGAAGCAGAUGCGGAACGUCGACACGCCGCAUCUUGGGUUGCGGAGGCUGGGGAUGCACGCGCGCGGGCUGCUCGAGGGCGAGGAGGAGGAUCACGAGCGGCAGAGUAUUGUCAGCGAGGAUGAUGUUGUCGUUGUGGGGUCGGAUCAUGGGCGGCGGAGAGGGAAGCGGAGAGGGAGAGAACGCUUGAACUCGGGCAAGACUCUGAGCGUGGGCGAGCUCACGCGGCAGUCGGAGGAGAUUCUGCUGGACAAGGAGAAUCUGCAUGUCCGCAGGAGUCUACUACAUAGCGAUAUUGACGAGGUAUCAGGCAAGAUACAAGCCCUCGAGGCCAUCCGCCAGAAACUCGAACAGGAUCUUCUCAGACUGCAGGAGGACGAACUUGAGCUGGAUGAUGAGCUCGAAGGGGUGCGCGAACGACUGGAGUACGAGAAGGCGUCGAGCAAACACCCAGCGACGGCGAACGCACACUCGCCACAUGUCACCUCGUCCCGACGGCGGAAAGGACCUGUCUUCCUUCCAUCUGAACAUGACGACCUCCCACCAGGGGUGGCGUUCAUGACCCUCGAGAGCCACACGACGCCGAUAACGGCGCUCGACUUCUCGGAGCCGUACGGGACGCUCGUCACCGCGGCGCAGGAGGACACGCAGCCGCGCGUGUGGGACCUGAUGUCGGGCGAGGAGAUCGGGCGCCUGCGCGGACACCGUGCGCCGGUCAAGUGCGUGCAGGUCGAGAACGAGCUGUGUCUUACUGGCGGCGAGGACGGCGUCGUGCGGCUCUGGGACCUGCGGCAGGUCGAGGACGGCGAGGACUGGCAGCGCGCGCUGCCGGAGGUUGUGGAGGAGGACGAGGGCAGCGGGUUCGGCGACGACGACGGGGAGCUCGUUGAGCGGCCGAACGGCAUCCGCUCGUCCGCGCAGAGCGAGGCGGGCACGGACGCGGGUGGGCCGUGCGUGCGUCUGUUCGAGGGGCACAGCAAGGCGGUGACGGCGCUGUACUUUGAGGACGAGUGCCUCGUGACGGGCGCGUCGGACAAGACGCUGCGCCAGUGGGACGUGCAGACGGGCCAGUGCGUGCUCACGAUGGACAUUCUCUGGGCGAUCUCGCACCACGGCGCGGCGUUCCCCGGUGCGGCUGCUGCGGCGAACACGGCGUUCGCGGUGCCGGCGCCGCCGGCUGCGGACGGGAGCUGGGAGAUGUACCAGGACUUUGUGGGUGGGGUGCAGUUCUGGGGGUACGGGCUUGUGAGCGGGAGCGGGGACGGUGCGGUGCGCAUGUGGGAUAUGCGGACGGGGCAGGCGCAUCGGACGCUCAUGGGGCAUACGGCGCCGGUGACGUGUCUGCAGUUUGACGAGAUGCAUAUUGUCAGCGGCAGUCUUGACAAGACCGUUCGGAUAUGGGACGUUCGGACGGGGGGCACGUUCGAGACGCUCAAGUACGACCAUGCGGUAACGGCGCUCCAGUUCGACACGCGCAAGGUCGUCGCUGCGACGGGCGAGAACGGCGUCAAGAUAUACAACCGGACGACGAUGCAGCACUCGACGCUGCAGACGAACGGACACAUGCUCCCCGCCGAGCGCGUGCGGUACAUGGACCGCUAUCUUGUCUCGGGCGGACGGGACUCUGUCGUCAAGGUGUGGGCGCUCUGAGCUCCCGCCGCCGCCGUAGAGGGGCCGAUGCAUUGCACGUCAUAGAUGUAGCAUAACACAACAUCAACAAGACUUUUUUAACACGUCAACGACAUAACAUAACACUACAGAAUUUACAACGCACAUCACAUUCCGGGCUUACUUAUCAUUCGUUCUAGUAUGCAAU
Coniophora puteana RWD-64-598 SS2 is the source of this 2143-nucleotide messenger RNA. RefSeq names its product WD40 repeat-like protein. The transcript has 8 exons. Lineage: Eukaryota; Fungi; Basidiomycota; Agaricomycetes; Boletales; Coniophoraceae. The coding region runs from base 49 to 1977 and encodes 642 amino acids. The record is from RefSeq and is a predicted model, not a curated record. Gene Ontology annotation, molecular function: protein binding.